AUGGCUGGGGAGAGCCCGGCUGAGAAAUUUGGGGGAUGUCAGUGCGAGACGAGCCAUGCUGAGAGCAUCCUGUACCAGAUCCUUACGGAAGAGCAUCAAAAUGAGGCCGAACGGCACCAGCAGUGUCAUGGACCUCACCACUCCACAGCAAGAAGCCAUUGCUCUUGUGUGGAUGAAAGAAGAGUUGUCCUGAAAAUGCCAGGAGCCACAUGCAGCAGAGCUUCUGGAGUACUCCUGAAGACGUUAACUUUUGUUAGGAACUUGCCUUCUUUUUAUCAUGUGCCUUGGGAGUAUCGGUUUGUCCUCGUACAGCAGAACUGGGCCCCUCUUUCUGACCUGGGCCUGGCACAAGAAAGGAUGGAUUUUGACCUGCGAGAGGUUUUGGGCCCCAGUUUAUUGAAAAAAAUCCUCCUCAAUCAAUCUUCGACAGCUAGCAAUGAACCGGGCAGCACAUCCCUGGGAACAUCCUUAGCAGAAGUUCAGAAGAUUAAGAAUUUAUUGUGGAAAUUUUGGGACCUGAACAUAAGCACAAGAGAAUACGCCUAUCUCAAAGGAAUUAUUCUUUUCCAUUCUGGUAAAUGUCUCCCCUAUGUACAAACACUGUAGCAGGAAGCUCAGCAAGCUUUGAUGGAGCUUAUCUCAAUGAUGUUCAGCAGAAACCUAAGCAGGUUUGCUUGGAUACUUCAGCUAAUCACCUCUCUUCGUGACAUUGAUGCAGGAUGCUAUUGA
Molecule: messenger RNA, 729 nt
Organism: Cygnus atratus (black swan)
Lineage: Eukaryota; Metazoa; Chordata; Aves; Anseriformes; Anatidae
Product: nuclear receptor subfamily 0 group B member 2-like
Exons: 2
Biological process (GO): negative regulation of transcription by RNA polymerase II
Cellular component (GO): cytoplasm; nucleus
Molecular function (GO): transcription corepressor activity; transcription factor binding
Source: RefSeq, a predicted model, not a curated record